Molecule: messenger RNA, 616 nt
Organism: Actinia tenebrosa (Australian red waratah sea anemone)
Lineage: Eukaryota; Metazoa; Cnidaria; Anthozoa; Actiniaria; Actiniidae
Product: putative peptidyl-tRNA hydrolase PTRHD1
Molecular function (GO): peptidyl-tRNA hydrolase activity
Source: RefSeq, a predicted model, not a curated record
UUUAAUUUAAGAAUUCUGAAUUAAAAUAUACAAAAAAUGCUAAAAGUUGUACUUUUGGCUAAGUAGCCUGGCCUUUAUUUAAUACUCAUCCAUGUACCUUGGAUAUGAAUCUCUUGAAGUCAGGAACUUUGAUGAAUGACUGGACAAAUAUAUCAGACAAAUGGAAUAUGAUUGCUAGUUUCAUACUCAUUGGUUCAUAGAUAAUUACCUUUGCUUGUACGCACAUCAACUGGCAUAUAAAUGGCAAGCAAACUUGUACAAUAUGUAGUAGUGCGAGGUGAUUUGCUACGUUCUAUGAGCUGGCCGACUGGUGCUGUUAUUGCACAAGCAUGUCAUGCUUGUAGCGCUGUUAUCUGGCUAUUCAAAGAUGACCCAAAUACCAUAGAGUAUGCAAAAGAUAUUGACCAUAUGCACAAAGUUGUGCUUGAGGCAAAAGAUGAGGAACAGCUGAACAAUAUUUCAAUGGCAUUAACAGCUGAUAAUAUCGACCAUAAGUUAUGGAUAGAACAGCCAGAAAACUAUGUCACAUGCCUGGCAACGAAACCCUACACGAAAGACCAAAUACAAAAAUACUUCAAGAAAUUGAAGCUUUUUAAAUAAAGAUUUUUGCAUUGUG